Sinocyclocheilus grahami is the source of this 5297-nucleotide messenger RNA. Its product is annotated as RIMS-binding protein 2-like. Lineage: Eukaryota; Metazoa; Chordata; Actinopteri; Cypriniformes; Cyprinidae. Gene Ontology annotation, biological process: neuromuscular synaptic transmission. The record is from RefSeq and is a predicted model, not a curated record. The transcript has 20 exons. Gene Ontology annotation, molecular function: protein binding. Bases 81 to 3848 code for a protein of 1255 amino acids.
GUCAAGAGAGAGACACUGCCAGGCAGGAGAAGGCUCAGCUCCAAGACAAACUGGAGAACCUUGAACAGGUCCUGAAGCAUAUGCGAGAGGCUGCAGAUCGGCGGCAGCAACUGGAGGCAGAGCAUGAGAAGGCCUUGGCUUUCCUCAACUCCAGACAGCAGGAGAUCAACCUUCUGCAGAAGGUUCAGGCUGAAGCUGAAAAAGAGCAUGAAGAAGUGGUGCAUCUGCUAGAGAGCCAUAUGGACAGAAUGCAGGUCAAGGUUCAUGACUUGGAGCAGAAAUGCCGGACACAGAGUGAGCAGUGCAAUAUUUUGUCGAAAGAGCUGGAAAAAUAUCACCUGGGGUCAGACGCGGAGGAUACACUCAACACUGACUCACAGGAGAAAAACUUGUGCAACAGUUACAACAGCCUGCAGCGCCAGGCCGAAAAAAGUGAUGAGAGAUCGGACAGAUCUCCACUGGUCUCAGAACUGCCCAUAGUACAGCAACACAAGACAGACAAGCCAGAGCAGCUGUCGGUCAAACCCACCGUCCAAACCCAGAGUCGAUCCAGCAGCCCCAUGCAAGCAUCCCUCGCAGAGAUGGACAAUGAGGUGAGCCCAGCUCCGAGGUCCAAGACAAGAUACACAGGCCAGGUCCGUCUCUGCACUGCCCGAUACAGUUAUAAUCCCUAUGAUGGACCUAAUGAGCAUCCAGAAGCAGAGCUCCCUCUUGUGGCAGGGAAGUAUUUGUACGUAUAUGGAGGCAUGGACGAUGAUGGAUUUUAUGAAGGAGAGCUAUUGGAUGGCCAGCGUGGCCUGGUUCCCUCUAAUUUUGUGGAGUUUGUCCAAGACAAGGAAAAGCCAUCUAUCGAGGGUGGAGAGGAGCAGGGCAGGCUGGAGCAGAGCUGUCUGAGCCUGGCGACCAUAGAUGGAGGCGCUCCUCUGGACAGCCUUAGCAGCGACGCCCUCGGCCACUGCAGCAACGGGACAGGCGCUCUGGAUGGAGAGGAGCUGAGUGAUGACAUCGUGCCUUACCCCAGGAAGAUCAAUCUGAUCAAACAGCUGGCGAGAAGUGUGAUAGUGGCCUGGGAAGCGCCUCUAGUGCCCCUUGGCUGGGGCAACAUCAACGGCUACAAUAUCUUAGUGGAUGGGGAAGUACGUUCCUCUGUGCCAUUUGGAGGCAGGACCAAACUGCUUCUCGAAAAGCUGGACCUGGCUGCCUGCACAUACCGUGUGUCGGUACAGAGCGUGACGGACAGGGGACUCUCUGAUGAGUUGCGCUGCACCUUGCUGGUGGGCCGCAAUGUUGUGGUGGCACCCACCUAUCUGCGCAUGGAUGAUAUUUUACGUGACUCUGCUGAACUUUCGUGGCUGCCCAGUAAUAGUAACUACGCCCAUGUUGUGUACUUAGAUGGCGUGGAGCAUGCCGUGGUUAAGCCGUGCUCUUACAAACUGCGUUUUGUAAACCUGAAGGCCGCCACAGUGUACAAAGUAAAAGUGUUGGCCAAACCUCACCAGGUGCCCUGGCACAUGCCUCUGGAACAGAGAGAGAAGAGAGAGGCUGGGGUGGAGUUCUGCACCCAAGCUGCAGGACCCCCUCUACCUCCUCAAGAAGUCCAGGUCCAGUGUGGACAAGCCCCAGGAGUCCUCCAAGUGCGUUGGAAGCCACCUCCAAUGACACCCAUGGGAACCUCCAAUGGUGCAAAUGUCAUUGGCUACGCAGUGUGCACAAAGGGUCAGAGGAUUGCUGAGGUGUUGUAUCCACUGGCAGACUAUGCGGCAGUAGAACUGAACCGUCUCCAGUGCUUGGAGGCCCAUGAAGUUAUUGUCAGGACUUUAUCAGCACAAGGGGAAUCUCAAGACUCCCAUGCCGCCGUCAUUCCAAACCACCUGCUGGUGCCUCUUCCUAAAACCCUCCCUCCUUCUCACCACAUACAAUCACCUCUCCCACCCCAGCAGUCCCAACCAAUGCCUCCUCAUCCCCAAAUCCGGGCCCUUCCCCCUCACCCUGGACCACAACCACCCACCCAUCUCCAACCCCUUCCCGUUCGCCCUAACCAGCCCCCAUCUCAUCUCCAUCCCCACCGUAUGCCCCAUCCCACACAGCCCUCUCCACCUCACCUCCAGCCUUUACCACCACACCCCAUCCCUCAACCCCAGCCCACCAUCCCAAUGCCCCAGCCUCAGACGUCCAUGCCCAUGCCCCAACCCCAGCCCCAGCCACCCAUGCCUCAGCCCCAACAGCCCAUGGCCAUGCCCCAACCCCAGCCAGCCAUCCCCAUGCAUCAACCCCAGCCAGCUAUCCCGAUGCCCCAGCCUCACAUUCCCCAACUGCCCCUUCCCCAACCCCAAAGACCACUAAGUGCCAGAGAGCUGGAAACCAAAGAGCCAGGGCCAGGAAUGCUUCAUCAUGGAGGGGGCCCACCUCAGCCAUGGAAGCCUGGCUGCUCCCCAUCAGGCAUGCCCACAGGCCUGCCACAUGGACACACCCUGGAUGCCCCGGCCUUCCCGAACCACCGCUCCCCGUCACCUCAAAGGAUCCUCCCCCAGCCCAGGGGUACACUCAUUCCUGACACUGUGGCCAAGGCUAUUGCCCGAGAAGCAGCCCAAAGAGUGGCUGCAGAGAGUGGACGGAUGGAGAGGAGAAGCCAGGGCUUUCACUCUCAAAAUUCAGAUGAGGAAGAGGAUGAGGAAAGCUAUCAGGCACACAGAAGAGGAGCAUCUGUGGAUGACUUCCUCAGGGGCUCAGAGCUGGGCAGGCAGUCUCAUUACAGUCACAGCGAAGAGUAUCAUACAGAGAGCAGUCGAGGCUCGGACCUCUCGGACAUCAUAGAAGAGGACGAGGAGGAGUUGUAUUCUGAAAUGCAGCAUGAAGAAGGCAGGCGACGAAACUCCCACAAUGCACUCAAGACCGGAGGCAGCACUCCAUCUUCGAGUCAGCUGGAUCGGGAAUCAUACCGGAAGCCAUCUCACAGAGGUCCUCACCCUCAGCGCCAACCCCUCACGGUCCCAUCCAUUGAUGGAUACCGGGACCGAAGCCGCCGCUCUCCCCCAUACUAUGAUGAGUCUGAGCAGGAGGAUCAGUUUCGAAUCUUCGUGGCGCUCUUCGACUAUGACCCUCUCUCCAUGUCCCCUAACCCUGAUGCAGCUGAUGAGGAGCUCCCUUUUAAAGAGGGACAGAUAAUCAAGGUGUAUGGGGAUAAGGAUAAUGAUGGUUUUUAUCAUGGGGAGAUCCGGGGCAGGUCUGGACUUAUUCCCUGUAACAUGGUGUCGGAAAUCCGUGCAGAGGAUGAUGAAACUAUGGAGCAGCUCAUGAAACAGGGAUUCCUCCCUCUCAACACUCCUGUAGACAGAAUAGAACAAAAUAGGAGAGGUCGCAACCCAGUGGCCACAAGACGAAUGGUUGCCCUGUAUGACUACGACCCCAGAGAGAGCUCACCAAAUGUGGAUGUUGAGGCUGAACUGACAUUCUGUGCUGGUGAUAUCAUUGCUGUUUUUGGGGAUAUAGAUGAAGACGGCUUCUAUUAUGGUGAGCUUAAUGGACAUCGGGGCUUGGUUCCAUCCAAUUUUCUCGAAGAAGUGCCUGAUGACGUGGAGGUCUAUCUGACGGACACUCCCUCCCACCGCGGUCAGGACGAGCCCAAUCUGGUACCGACACUGCGCCCAGAGACCAAACGGGUGCCUGUGGAAAGUUCAGUGCCAGCUCCGGCCCCUGGAAGACCCGCCUCUCCCACUGUGCGUCCUUUGCUUCCCGUUGGCCCAGUCAGGCCGCUGAGCCCUGCCAGGGGUCCACGAGACCUGGCAUCUAAAAAGAAAAAAGGACUGCUCUCUAAGGGGAAGAAACUGCUCCAAAAGUUCUCAAAGUAAAAGAGAUUGAUUUCAAAUUCAUAUGGCUACAACAGCAUACAGAUUUCUCUCUCAAAAGGGAAACCACCAAUCCCCAGUGUUUCAGAAAAGUCUACGGUGAUUUUUUUUCUCUCUCACACACACACAAAAAAUUAAAUCUAAACAGCUUUCACAUUAACAUGCCACGUGCAUAUUCUGAAAAUCUAAUAUCCAGAUGAAAAGGAAUGACAUAUAUAAAGAUGUCACUCAUGUGUCAGUGAGCUUGCUAAUUGGCUGUCAGAAUGAAAGCAUGUAGAGGACAAAGAGAUAUUAUUAAUAUUUAAAGAAUUCCUUCAAUUAUAAUUUCCACAUUUCAAAUCAAAGUGCUGGAUUUGGAAUGAAAUAUUUAAUCUCAUAGAUUUUAAAGUCUGGUAUAGCACUUGGUUAUAAAAACAGUUAAAAAAGCACUUUAAAUAUGGUCUGACGUUGUCAGUCAAAUAGCAGUAAAUGAUAAAAAAAACUCCAGACCAUAUUAAGUGCAUUAGUCCGAAACAAAAAGACCACAAUCAAAAGAAGUAUUUCCAUAGAAAGAUGCGCAAGGUGCAAAAUGGCAUAACUGACCAGAACAGUCUAUGAGCAAAUCCUUUUAAACAUUGCUGUGGCCUUCAUUUAAACUCAGUAAGUACAGUAUAUUACAUCUGAUGUCUCUAUACAUCAGUCUUUGCCAAGUAUCCUCCCUUUUGCUUGCUCUAAGAGCUCCCUUUCCUGCGUUUAUCACGAGAAUGACUCCGAAGUUAUAAAAAUACAAUGAAAAGUUUCUGUGUUUGCCUUUCAAUGCACAAUUCGUUGUGUUUUGGUGAAUGGCUCGUGUGUGUGUCUCCCCUCUGCAUCCAUGUUCGUGCAACCCCUUACAACUGAAAAAGGAAAAAUGUUGUUCUUUUGUGAUAAUGUGAUGUGCUGCUAAUUACAAGUUGUUUCCUGUUCCUUUCAAUAAGGGUGGUGUCGUCUUCAGAAAAAGAAAUAUUUAAGCAAAGAUGGUGUCUAGGUGUCUCCUCGAAUUUCACUUUCUAAGGGCCGGUUUACAUAGAAUGCAUUUUUGAAAUGUUUUUUUUUAUAUAGUUUUUCAAUGUAAACAUGCGAAAGACUGAGAUUUGACACUCUUUAUCAACAUUCUCGUUUGUUUUUAAAAAGCAAAAGUAGUUUGACUACACGCAUAGAAACACUGUGUUCUUUGCAAUUCCAUUUUAAACACAAGAAUGCGUUCUGUAUAAACGGAUUUUCAUGCAAAAAUGAAAUUUGUCAUUAUUUAGGCUACCCACCCUAACGUCAUUCCAAAACUCUAUGACUUUCUUUAUUCUGUGGAACAUAGAAGAUAUUUUGAGAAAUUGCUCUCACUCUCUCUCUUUAGUCCGUACAAUGGAAAACUGUUCAGAUUUCAACAUUCUUCAAAAUAGGCCUAUCUUCUUUUAUGUUUCACAGAAGAAAGAAAUC